Messenger RNA from Abrus precatorius (Indian licorice), 2093 nucleotides. RefSeq names its product ubiquitin carboxyl-terminal hydrolase 6-like. The record is from RefSeq and is a predicted model, not a curated record. The transcript is spliced from 19 exons. Lineage: Eukaryota; Viridiplantae; Streptophyta; Magnoliopsida; Fabales; Fabaceae. Gene Ontology annotation, molecular function: protein binding; cysteine-type deubiquitinase activity; proteasome binding. The coding region runs from base 250 to 1689 and encodes 479 amino acids. Gene Ontology annotation, biological process: proteasome-mediated ubiquitin-dependent protein catabolic process; protein deubiquitination; regulation of proteasomal protein catabolic process.
GUGUUUCGUUUCGUUUUGUUUAGUUUUGCCCUUUCUUCAAGCCAAGCUCUUCCUUUCUCUUUCUUUGUUCCUUUCUUCUUUUCACUCUCUUCCUUCCACCAUGAUUACAGAGAUGCGGCGUUGGUAAUAUAGGGUUUGUGCUAAAGGAAUAAGAGUUUCUGCUCAUCGGGAAAUUCUAACGGGAUAUUGGCUUUUUGAGCUUGAUUUACGGUUUCCGUUUUGAGAUUAUUGUAGUUUGUGUACGCUAGGAUGAUUCGAGUAAGCGUAAAAUGGCAAAAAGAGCUCUUCAAAGAUGUAGAAAUUGACACUACCCAGUCCCCUUAUGUUUUCAAGUGCCAAUUGUAUGAUUUGACUGGCGUGCCUCCCGAAAGACAAAAGAUUAUGGUUAAGGGUGGUCUUUUAAAGGAUGAUGCUGAUUGGUUGACUUUAGGAGUGAAAGAGGGUCAAAAGUUAAUGAUGAUGGGAACGGCUGAUGAAGCUGUGAAGUCUCCAGAGAAGGGAACUGUUUUUGUUGAAGAUCUUCCUGAAGAAGAACAAGUAGUUGCUGUUGGACAUACUGCAGGCCUUUUCAAUUUGGGAAAUACGUGUUAUAUGAACUCAACAUUGCAAUGCCUCCAUUCUGUGCCAGAGUUGAAGUCAGCUUUGAUUAAGUACUCACAUUCAGGACGAAAUAAUGAUGUUGAUCAGUCUUCUCAUAUGUUGACCAUUGCAACCCGUGAUUUGUUCAAUGAGCUUGAUAAAAGUGUCAAGCCUGUGGCGCCAAUGCAAUUUUGGAUGGUAUUACGGAAAAAAUAUCCUCAGUUUGGCCAGCUGCAUAAUGGUGUUUUCAUGCAACAGGAUGCUGAAGAAUGUUGGACUCAACUUCUAUACACACUUUCUCAGUCCCUCAGAGCCCCUGGAACUAGUGAAAAUCCCGAUGCUGUGAAGGCACUCUUUGGCAUAGAACUUAUUAGCAGGAUUCACUGUCAAGAGAGUAACGAAGAAAGCUCAGAAACAGAAUCUGUUUAUUCACUUAAGUGCCACAUAUCACAGGAGGUUAACCAUUUGCAUGAAGGACUAAAACAAGGGUUAAAAUCAGAGUUGGAGAAGGCUUCCCCUGCUCUGGGCCGUAGUGCUACCUACUUGAAGGAAUCAUGCAUCAAUGCCCUGCCAAGGUACUUGACUAUUCAGUUUGUCCGUUUUUUUUGGAAGAGGGAAUCCAACCAAAAGGCUAAGAUUUUGCGGAAAGUAGAUUAUCCUCUGGAGUUGGAUGUUUAUGAUUUUUGUUCAGACGAACUUCGUAAAAAAUUGGAAGCUCCUAGACAGAUCCUAAGAAAUGAAGAAGGCAAAAGACUUGGUCUGAAAGUGAAUGAGAAAAGUUCUGUUCUGAAGGAAAAUGAUGUAAAAAUGUCUGAUGCUGAGGGAUCAUCGAAUGGAGGGGAGCCAUCUGUAGUUCCCAUGGAGGAGGGUGAAAAAGAAACACAGAUGACUGGAAUUUAUGAUUUGGUUGCUGUAUUAACCCACAAGGGUAGAAGUGCUGAUUCAGGACAUUAUGUUGGUUGGGUCAAGCAAGAAAAUGGGAAAUGGAUAGAGUUUGAUGAUGACAAUCCCAAACCAAAAGUAGAAGAAGACAUCACUAGACUAUCUGGAGGAGGUGAUUGGCAUAUGGCGUAUAUAAUCAUGUACAAGGCUCGUGUUGUAUCUGUAUAAUUCUUACGAAGAGCCCAUUUGGUGUUUUACCUCAGAUUGAAGGAUUGUGGAAAAGAAUGGUGUCCGGGUCAGUUUAUUGUACUCUUGAGGUUUGAUGCAUGUCAGUAUCUAUUUGUUUUAGGUAUUGUAUUUUUUUUAAGGAUGUAUAAGAAUUUGAAUUGAAGUAUGCUACCUUGGAUUCUCCUCCCUUUCCUCGACUGGGUCCAAGGCAAGAGGCAGUUGACUAUCAAGUUACAUUUCUAUGAUGAAGCCUAAUCUAUUUCAAUGAAUGAAACGCAAGAGCAAUGCCAUUAAUGAAAUCCUUAGUGAACAGAUAAUUAAGAGUUGCUCCAUUGUUUAUGACAUACAGGCUGAAAACCUGACACCAACUUAUUCAUUUUGAUUAUGUUACUUGAAUCACUUUU